Oncorhynchus keta (chum salmon) is the source of this 2292-nucleotide messenger RNA. RefSeq names its product adhesive plaque matrix protein-like. The coding region runs from base 1 to 2292 and encodes 763 amino acids. The record is from RefSeq and is a predicted model, not a curated record. NCBI's taxonomy places the organism in Eukaryota, Metazoa, Chordata, Actinopteri, Salmoniformes, Salmonidae. The transcript is spliced from 3 exons.
AUGACGGGUCCCGAACGACGAUCUCAAUCUGGACAUCCGCUGCCCAGCCAUGGAGCGGACUUCUUCCUUUGCAGACACCCUACCCGGGUCGACCACCAGAUGGGGACCACAUCGGUCGUCCACAACCAGGACAACCCAUGUGACCCCACCACACCCUGGACCUACCCUCCAUUUCACAGUGACCCCACCACACCCUGGACCUACCCUCCAUUUCACAGCGACCCCACCACACCCUGGACCUACCCUCCAUUUCACAGUGACCCCACCACACCCUGGACCUACCCUCCAUUUCACAGUGACCCCACCACACCCUGGACCUACCCUCCAUUUCACAGUGACCCCACCACACCCUGGACCUACCCUCCAUUUCACAGUGACCCCACCACACCCUGGACCUACCCUCCAUUUCACAGUGACCCCACCACACCCUGGACCUACCCUCCAUUUCACAGUGACCCCACCACACCCUGGACCUACCCUCCAUUUCACAGUGACCCCACCACACCCUGGACCUACCCUCCAUUUCACAGUGACCCCACCACACCCUGGACCUACCCUCCAUUUCACAGUGACCCCACCACACCCUGGACCUACCUUCCAUUUCACAGUGACCCCACCACACCCUGGACCUACCCUCCAUUUCACAGUGACCCCACCACACCCUGGACCUACCCUCCAUUUCACAGCGACCCCACCACACCCUGGACCUACCCUCCAUUUCACAGUGACCCCACCACACCCUGGACCUACCCUCCAUUUCAUAGCGACCCAACCACACCCUGGACCUACCCUCCAUUUCACAGCGACCCCACCACACCCUGGACCUACCCUCCAUUUCACAGUGACCCCACCACACCCUGGACCUACCCUCCAUUUCACAGUGACCCCACCACACCCUGGACCUACCCUCCAUUUCAUAGCGACCCCACCACACCCUGGACCUACCCUCCAUUUCACAGCGACCCAACCACACCCUGGACCUACCCUCCAUUUCACAGUGACCCCACCACACCCUGGACCUACCCUCCAUUUCACAGCGACCCAACCACACCCUGGACCUACCCUCCAUUUCACAGUGACCCCACCACACCCUGGACCUACCCUCCAUUUCACAGCGACCCAACCACACCCUGGACCUACCCUCCAUUUCACAGUGACCCCACCACACCCUGGACCUACCUUCCAUUUCACAGUGACCCCACCACACCCUGGACCUACCCUCCAUUUCACAGUGACCCCACCACACCCUGGACCUACCCUCCAUUUCACAGCGACCCCACCACACCCUGGACCUACCCUCCAUUUCACAGUGACCCCACCACACCCUGGACCUACCCUCCAUUUCAUAGCGACCCAACCACACCCUGGACCUACCCUCCAUUUCACAGCGACCCCACCACACCCUGGACCUACCCUCCAUUUCACAGUGACCCCACCACACCCUGGACCUACCCUCCAUUUCACAGUGACCCCACCACACCCUGGACCUACCCUCCAUUUCAUAGCGACCCCACCACACCCUGGACCUACCCUCCAUUUCACAGCGACCCAACCACACCCUGGACCUACCCUCCAUUUCACAGUGACCCCACCACACCCUGGACCUACCCUCCAUUUCACAGCGACCCAACCACACCCUGGACCUACCCUCCAUUUCACAGUGACCCCACCACACCCUGGACCUACCCUCCAUUUCACAGCGACCCAACCACACCCUGGACCUACCCUCCAUUUCACAGUGACCCCACCACACCCUGGACCUACCUUCCAUUUCACAGUGACCCAACCACACCCUGGACCUACCCUCCAUUUCACAGUGACCCAACCACACCCUGGACCUACCCUCCAUUUCACAGUGACCCCACCACACCCUGGACCUACCCUCCAUUUCACAGUGACCCCACCACACCCUGGACCUACCCUCCAUUUCACAGUGACCCCACCACACCCUGGACCUACCCUCCAUUUCACAGCGACCCCACCACACCCUGGACCUACCCUCCAUUUCACAGUGACCCCACCACACCCUGGACCUACCCUCCAUUUCACAGUGACCCCACCACACCCUGGACCUACCCUCCAUUUCACAGUGACCCCACCACACCCUGGACCUACCCUCCAUUUCACAGCGACCCCACCACACCCUGGACCUACCCUCCAUUUCACAGCGACCCAACCACACCCUGGACCUACCCUCCAUUUCACAGUGACCCCACCACAGCCUGGACCUACCCUCCAUUUCACAGUGACCCCACCACAGCCUGGACCUACCUUCCAUUUCACAAUAAUUGA